Messenger RNA from Pipistrellus kuhlii (Kuhl's pipistrelle), 4396 nucleotides. RefSeq names its product septin 8 (gene SEPTIN8). NCBI's taxonomy places the organism in Eukaryota, Metazoa, Chordata, Mammalia, Chiroptera, Vespertilionidae. The transcript has 10 exons. Gene Ontology annotation, biological process: cytoskeleton-dependent cytokinesis. Gene Ontology annotation, molecular function: molecular adaptor activity; GTPase activity; GTP binding. The coding region runs from base 131 to 1423 and encodes 430 amino acids. Gene Ontology annotation, cellular component: cell division site; microtubule cytoskeleton; septin ring. The record is from RefSeq and is a predicted model, not a curated record.
GUUUCCAGGAAGUAGCCAUAUUGGAUCCAUUCAGCCGCAGCCGCCGGGCGGAGCGCGUCCCGCAGCAGCCGGCUCGUCCCCGCCGCGGCCCGGCCGCUCUUCCCGCCCGCGCGCCCCUGCGGAGCUCGCCAUGGCCGCCACGGAGCUGGAGCGCUGCUCGCAGAACGCGGAGCCGGAGCCCCGGAGCCUCUCCCUGGGCGGCCACGUGGGCUUCGACAGCCUCCCCGACCAGCUGGUCAGCAAGUCGGUCUCUCAGGGCUUCAGCUUCAACAUCCUCUGUGUGGGGGAGACCGGCAUCGGCAAGUCCACGCUGAUGAACACGCUCUUCAACACGACCUUCGAGACCGAGGAGGCCAGUCACCACGCGGAGUGCGUGCGCCUGCGGCCCCAGACCUACGACCUCCAAGAGAGCAACGUGCACCUCAAGCUGACCAUCGUGGAUGCCGUGGGCUUCGGGGAUCAGAUCAAUAAGGACGAGAGUUACAGGCCCAUCGUCGACUACAUCGAUGCGCAGUUUGAAAAUUACCUGCAGGAGGAGCUGAAGAUCCGCCGCUCGCUCUUCGACUACCACGACACCAGGAUCCACGUGUGCCUCUACUUCAUCACGCCCACCGGCCACUCCCUCAAGUCCCUGGACCUGGUGACCAUGAAGAAACUAGACAGCAAGGUUAACAUCAUUCCCAUCAUUGCCAAGGCUGACACCAUCUCCAAGAGUGAGCUCCACAAGUUCAAGAUCAAGAUCAUGGGCGAGCUGGUCAGCAACGGGGUCCAGAUCUACCAGUUUCCCACUGAUGACGAGGCCGUGGCAGAGAUUAAUGCGGUCAUGAAUGCACACCUGCCCUUCGCCGUGGUGGGCAGCACCGAGGAGGUGAAGGUGGGGAACAAGCUGGUCCGAGCGCGGCAGUACCCGUGGGGAGUGGUGCAGGUGGAGAACGAGAACCACUGCGACUUUGUGAAGCUGCGGGAGAUGCUGAUCCGGGUGAACAUGGAGGACCUCCGCGAGCAGACCCACAGCCGGCACUACGAGCUGUACCGGCGCUGCAAGCUGGAGGAGAUGGGCUUCCAGGACAGCGACGGGGACAGCCAGCCCUUCAGCCUGCAGGAGACCUACGAGGCCAAGAGGAAGGAGUUCCUGAGUGAGCUGCAGAGGAAGGAGGAGGAGAUGAGGCAGAUGUUCGUCAACAAAGUGAAGGAGACGGAGCUGGAGCUGAAGGAAAAGGAAAGGGAGCUCCACGAGAAGUUCGAGCACCUCAAGCGGAUCCACCAGGAGGAGAAGCGCAAGGUGGAGGAGAAGCGCCGGGAGCUGGAGGAGGAGACCAACGCCUUCAACCGCAGGAAAGCGGCCGUGGAGGCCCUGCAGGCCCAGGCCCUGCACACCACCCUGCAGCAGCCACUGAGGAAGGACAAGGACAAGAAGAAGUAGAUCUUGACCCUCAGCCCGGGACACCACACAAACUGAAGCGAAUGCUCCUCCGCUUUACUCGUGACAAAUUGCCAAACUGACUGCCCUUUCCCAGUGUCCACCUUGCUGUCUUUUGCUUCUUGUUUGAUUUUGGCCGUCUGCGUAUCUUUUUAAUGUGUCUGUUUUUUUUGUUCUGUUUGUUUUAUUUUUAUUUUUCAGUUAAGCGCACGCACAGACUUACAUGUCAAGAGCGGACUGUAGACUGUCAUGUGUUAAGUUGCUUGAGUUACACCUUGUGACCCUUCUCCCAUAAACAUGGUGUGAGGACGGACUGGGAGCCGGUACAGACUCCAGUGUUUACAGCCUUGCUCUGUCCCCGCCCCCGCCCCGGGGCUGUGCCGGGCCUGGCGGGCCACCCCCCUCUCUCUAUGCAAACACGACAAAGCCAUACGAAUGCUGGAAUCCCAAACUGAUGAGGCUUGUUUUUUUCAGAGCCAGUGGCUGGUCUUCCAUUUACAGUGUCACUAUCCCUUGACGGAGCAGCCAUGUGCCGCGCUGGCGAAGGCCCCGCCGGCCGUGCCCGGCCUAAGGGUUCGGCGUCCGGAGGGCCGCUCACGAGGUGCCUUAGUGCUGCCUAGGUGUGGUGCGGUACUCAUGCUGCAAAACGUGUCCGAUUCGCCUCGUUUUAAUUUUUUCUAACCUAGCGUUUAAUUUCAGUAACCGCUUCUAAAGCGCUUCUAAAUUUUUAUUUUGUCACGAGCGUACAGACAAAUAAUACCCUCUCCCGUUAUUUUCCUACGUAACACAGAUUACCCUGAUUUUUUAAAGACUAAAAGUAUCCCGGCCUUUUUUUUUUUAAAAUGUAAAAGGAUCCCUAUACUACCCCGGGAGAGGUGGCAAUAAACAUCCUGCAACCACAGUGUUUGGGAUUUCUUUACGGAGGAAAGUGGGACACGACCAACACCCACAUCCGGAGUGUUCACUGUGAAUGUAAAUGGAACAGCAGCCCCAAGCCCUUGUCUGUGCCCCUGGGGUGCUACCCGUAAAGCAGGGACCAGCUCCGUGUGUGUGUGUGUGUGUGUGUGUGUUACGUGUUCUUCAUUCGGACUAAGACCCCCAAACCAGUCCCGCAUGUUCCUGAUGCACAAAACGCUCAGCCGGGAAGAGGUUUUUAUCUCCAGGUCCUUGUUUCCUUCUUUCCUGGCUGAGUCACAGGGCAAAAGAUGAAGGUGUCUGAUGUCUGUGGACACUUUAAGGAAAAAACAACAACACACAAACUACCAGCAAAGAGCUUUUUCCUUUCAGCUGCAUUCUUACGGGGGUUGUUUUAAGGAAGUACGAGCAUCAUGGAAUUCUUCUGUGCUCCCGUUGGCUGGCAAGCCACCCAGAGGAUCGGGGCUGACCACGUGGCCUGGUAAAGCGGGAGACAAAGGAAUGAAUGAGUGAAGGAAGGGUUUCACUGAAUGUAGAGGAAGCCCUGUGCUGGGCACAGGCUCCAGAGUAACACGCAGCGCCUCUCGACCUCACAGCCCAGCGCACUCCCUGGUGGAAGCUUCGGCAGCCGGGCGGAUGGAUUGGGGGUUGAUAGUCUGUUUUCAUGUCCUCUUCCUCCCUCCCCCCGCCCCCCAGUGCUGUUUUAUUGAUUUGCCGGACCAUGUCUGGGCUUCCUCCUGCCCUUCUGAGAUGGUGCUCCAUUCGGAGUGGGGAGGAGGGGUGAGCCGCUGUGAAAUGGCCAGAAAAAGGCAGCCUUUUUCCCACGCGCCAGGAGCAGAGCAGGUGCUGUUGAUGCUCAAAGUGAACAUUCUCCCGGGGUUAUGCCAUGACCAGGGAGGAUGCAGACUUGGAAGGGGUAGGAACUUGAACGAUUUGAGAAGCCGCCUUCCAGAAGAACGUGGACAUACCAUUAGGUGCGGGGCCUUGAGGACUGAGCUCCAUUAGCCUCCCAGGACCUCCGCCUCUGGGUGUGAUCACGUGGGUAUCCAAAUAGGCAGUCAGCAUAUCUGGGCAGAUGUGGCUUGUCUUUAAGUCAUUAUGUGAAAGUAUAUGAACUUGGGCAGAAGUAUGACCUGAAGAUAGAGCCUCUGUCCGCUAAUGGGUUUCUGAGGAUGAGGCUUGAUAAGAAAGGAGGUUUUUGUAAGAAAGGAGGACUCCUGGUUUCUGAGCCAAUGUGGGGACUCAAGUGGGCAGACUCUGCCCCCCACCCACCACAGCCGGUGAGCCGCUCCCGGGGCAUCCUGGAAGGCCAGAAUGGUGGCUGGCUCCGGUUGCAUUUUCUGGGGUCUGACCUGCCUCCCUAGGUCUCACUAGCGUUGGUGGACCUUACUACACUUCCUUCCCGGUGCUGUUUGUGUUUGGAGUUUUGUCAUCAUCAGCUGAGACCAAUUUAAUCCUUGGUGCACAAGGGGAGCUUAACGCUUGCCAUGGUUUAUUUAACCAGCCGCCCCUCCUGGGAUGUGGCCCCAGCCCGCAGAGUCUGCUUCCCCUCCCUUUGUUUCUCAGUGUCAUUGAUUGGCAUUAUGUGGGCUGUCAGUGGGGUCGUGCUGGCAUUGGCUGUCACGUCUUUCAUGAAUCAAGUUGGUUUGGGGUAGAAUCACCAUAUAAUUUAUUGUCCAGACUGAGAGGUUUCCGAGCGAAAGGAGAGGCUGUUAAUUAUUCCAGCUCAACAGGCAUAAGCCAGGCCUGUCUCAGGCAAACCAGGAAGUGUGGUCACCCCAGUUUAGGGAAGCUGGAGCCGAGGUGGUUUGUAAUGGUGCAGACUGACGGCAUGGAUGUGUAUAUGUCUGUGUGUGGGCUCCCUGUUACACAGGGCUCAUGUUACUGGCUAAGAGGCCUGAGGGAAGUGUGGCUCGCUAGUCUGUUACGUUACCAUGCUUUUCUAAAACGGCUCCCCUUGUUAAUUCAUUUACUCCUUCAUCCAUUGACUGUUUUCGUUCCUUUCCAUUCACUUUGUACUUGUUUCCCCCUCCCCCCCAUUAAAUUUUGCAUUUAUUUUGA